Molecule: messenger RNA, 614 nt
Organism: Penicillium pulvis
Lineage: Eukaryota; Fungi; Ascomycota; Eurotiomycetes; Eurotiales; Aspergillaceae
Exons: 3
Biological process (GO): mitochondrial respiratory chain complex I assembly
Source: RefSeq, a predicted model, not a curated record
CUUGAGGAUGCGGGUAACUCAUGUACGGCGGAGCGCACGGGCCAGGUCGGAAACGAAAGGGAAAGCGUCGCAUCCGCGAACAUCUUACCACCUUCUCUGCGGUCUGUCUGUCUUCACCCUGCCAAUUCCUCUCUACAACUCUCUAAAAUGGCUUCUGGAUACGGUCUCAAUGGCGGUCCCGGCCGCUGCUACCCCUUCUGGCAAGAGGUUCUUGGAUGCUACGUUGUGAACUCGGGUGAGGGUGAGGCUGGAAAGAAGAAGUGCACUCCCGCUCUGGACGACUACUACGAGUGCCUCCACCACCGCAAGGAGGCUAUGCGCACAAUGAAGAUGCAGGUUGCCUUCCGCAAGGCCGAGGCUGCCCACCCUCGUGAGAAUGCCCCCAAGGCAGAGCAAAUCCGCAGCUUAGGUCUGCUUGGGAAGGAAGAGGAGGCAACUGCUGUGAUGUCGCAACUGUGAAGGAAAACCCCAAGGGCGCGAUGUUUCUUUUUCUUUGAUGCGUGUGAUUCCUCGUUUCUGCCCCGGAACAUUCUGCCGGGUGCCUGUGACUGUAUAGAAAUGCUCAAUUUUGGAGGCUAUUCAGCCUCGUUCUUGCAAUGAUACUCCGGUUCUAU